ACCACCAUUGAUCUCACUAUCUCUCUCUCUACUUCCAAAACUUUCUUACAUUAUUUUCUCAGAAGCAGUAACUCCAUGGCCCCAAAACCCAUCUGUCUCUGAAUCUGGCUGGGAAGUAAAUUAAAGCAAUAACGUCAAUUAUUAUUAUUUCCUCUUCCCUUAUUCGUCUCUUCUUCAUAAAAACCAUUUUAAUAAAACUAAUGGUAUAAUGUCUGUCUUUAUAUAGAUAUAAAUAAAAUAUUCAUGAAAUGCAUUGAAGAAGGUAAGAGAAAAUAAAUAAAGAAGAGUUUUUACAGGCAUGGCUUCACGUGACAGCUUCAUCGACCAAGAACUUCGAGAAAAGAUACUCUCAAAGUGAGAGAGAGAGAGAGAGAGUUCUCACAUGUUCAUUAAUACUCCUCCCCUCAUGCUCACAACCAGACCAUUUCCCUUCCGCCAUUGAUGAGACCUCUCCCUCCCUCACACCUUCUCUCUAGUCUCUUCAUCCUUUCUUUGUUUUUCUCCUUCGAUCUCGAAAGUGACUAAUAAUGGAAAGUGACAGCUAAGAGAUUCAUUAGGUGUUCUUUUUAUGGAAACUCGAUUCGACCAGUAUAUUUCAUUACUGAUUCUUUCUUGUCUGAUUUGAUUCGGUUAGUCAUGGUCUCUUCUUCUCCGUCCACAUUGUUCCUACUCUUUGCUUCUACACUAUUCUUCUUCUGUUUACUUUCUCCCGCGAGAUCCAGCGACGUUGACUCUCUCCUCGCCUUGAAAUCCUCAAUCGAUCCAUCCAACUCCAUCCCAUGGCGAGGAGAAACAGAUCUCUGCAGCUGGGAAGGAGUCAAAGAAUGUCUCAACGGAAGAGUCUCCAAACUCGUCCUCGAGCAUCUCAACCUAACCGGCUCACUCGACUCAAGGAUCCUAAACCAAUUGGACCAGCUUAGGGUUCUCAGCUUCAAAUCAAACUCACUCUCCGGUUCAAUCCCAAACCUCUCCGGUUUACACAAUCUCAAAUCGGUUUACCUCAACGACAACAACUUCACCGGCUCCUUCCCGGAGUCCCUCACCUCGCUCCACCGACUGAAAACCAUAAACCUCUCCGGGAACAGACUAUCCGGCAAGAUCCCGGCCUCGCUCCUCCGUCUCUCGCGGCUGUACACGCUCGACGUCCGGGACAAUCGCUUCGCCGGCGCGAUCCCUCCUCUCAACCAGACGAGUCUCAGAUUCUUCAACGUCUCAAACAACGAACUCUCCGGCCCGAUCCCGCCGACGCGAGCUUUGAAGCAGUUCGACGAGAGUUCGUUCGCCGGAAACGUCGCUCUCUGCGGCGAUCAGAUUCGAAUCCCGUGCGAAACGUCGUCUCCGGGGCCCUCGGCGAAACCAGCGCCUACGGAGAAGAAGAAGAAGAGCAAAGCGAAACUGAUCGGAAUCAUCGCCGGAAGCGUCGCCGGGGGAGUUCUGAUCUUCGUCCUUCUGCUGACGCUUCUUAUCUUCUGCUGUAGACGACGGAAGAGCAAAUUAUCUCCGAGGGAAGAUAGAAAAGGCAAAGGAAUCGUUGAAGGAGGAGAAGGAGCAGGAGCAGCUUCUUCGGAGACGGAGAGAGAUAUCGAGAGGAAAGACAGAGGAUUCUCAUGGGAGAGAAGCGAAGAAGGAGCGGUGGGGACGCUUGUUUUCCUCGGAGCGAGCGAUUCAGGCGAUACGACGAAUGUGGUGAGAUACACCAUGGAAGAUCUGCUCAAAGCUUCGGCUGAGACUUUGGGAAGAGGGACGUUAGGGAGCACGUACAAGGCCGUGAUGGAGUCUGGGUUUAUAGUCACUGUGAAGAGGCUCAAGAACGCGAGGUAUCCUCGCAUGGAGGAGUUCAAGAGACACGUUGAGAUACUUGGACAGCUCAGACACCCUAACCUCGUCUCUCUCAGAGCUUAUUUCCAGGCUAAAGAAGAACGAUUGCUCGUCUAUGAUUACUUCCCCAAUGGCAGUCUCUUCACUCUUAUCCACGGAACUCGAGCUUCUGGAAACGGGAAGCCUCUACAUUGGACUUCAUGUCUAAAAAUAGCUGAGGACUUAGCCUCAGCAUUGCUCUACAUUCAUCAGAACCCUGGCCUAACUCACGGGAACUUGAAAUCGUCUAAUGUUCUGUUAGGUCCUGAUUUCGAGUCCUGCCUCACGGACUACGGCCUCAGCACUCUCCACGAUCCCGACUCGGCUGAAGAGACGAGCGCGGUCUCUCUCUUUUACAAAGCGCCGGAGUGUAGAGACCCGAGGAGAGCCUCUACGCAACCCGCUGAUGUCUACAGCUUCGGGGUCCUUCUCCUCGAGCUUUUGACAGGUAGAACACCGUUCCAGGACCUUGUUCAAGAAUACGGGUCGGAUAUCUCUAGAUGGGUGCGUGCGGUGAGAGAAGAAGAGACUGAAUCAGGCGAGGAACCGACUUCUUCAGGGAACGAAGCGUCCGAGGAGAAGCUUCAGGCGCUUCUGAGUAUCGCAAAUGUUUGCGUGACCAUUCAACCUGAAAACAGGCCUGUGAUGAGAGAGGUGUUGAAGAUGGUGAGGGACGCGAGAGCCGAAGCACCGUUCUCGUCUAACAGUAGCGAACAUUCACCGGGGAGAUGGUCGGAUACUGUUCAGAGCUUGCCAAGGGAAGAUCAAGUGAGCAUAUAGAGAACACAAUGGUUGUGCUUUUCUUUCAUUGCUUUUUUCUAGAAUAACUUUUGUGAUUCUUGGAAGUUAGAUUCCAUAGUGUAAAGCUUCUUUCCUUUUGCAAUGCCGUUUUGAUUCAUCUUCCUGUAGGAUUUUUCACGAGAGCUGUUAAAUUUAUUAAAUUUGAGAUGUUGACAUUAAGAAAUUUGACAUGAAAA
This is a messenger RNA of Raphanus sativus (radish), 2834 nucleotides long. Its product is annotated as inactive leucine-rich repeat receptor-like serine/threonine-protein kinase At1g60630. The transcript is spliced from 2 exons. The record is from RefSeq and is a predicted model, not a curated record. Gene Ontology annotation, biological process: protein phosphorylation. Bases 637 to 2637 code for a protein of 666 amino acids. Gene Ontology annotation, molecular function: protein kinase activity; protein binding; ATP binding. NCBI's taxonomy places the organism in Eukaryota, Viridiplantae, Streptophyta, Magnoliopsida, Brassicales, Brassicaceae.